Messenger RNA from Engraulis encrasicolus (European anchovy), 876 nucleotides. RefSeq names its product plac8 onzin related protein 1 (gene ponzr1). Lineage: Eukaryota; Metazoa; Chordata; Actinopteri; Clupeiformes; Engraulidae. The transcript has 4 exons. The record is from RefSeq and is a predicted model, not a curated record. The coding region runs from base 160 to 501 and encodes 113 amino acids.
AUUCAUUUCUUCAGAAGUCAUGCGAUAGCCAGAGAGGUCUCUCACCGCUACUCGCAUCAUUCUGAAACCAGCGGUCUGGACGAACUUUCAACCAUUGCUCUGGUUGCAGUAGGAACGGAGACUACUACAGUACAUCGACGGAUACAAUUGUAAAGAGCCAUGGCAGUGCAACAACAGGUGACCACGGUGACAACCACCACCUACAGCUCUGGCGAAUGGAGCACGGGCCUGUUUGACUGCUGCUCGGAUAUGGGCACAUGCUGUUUCGGGUAUUGGUGCUUCCCCUGCAUGCAGUGCCAGACGGCCUCGGCGCACGGCUGGUGUUGCUGCAUGCCGUUGCUGGACCCCCUGGCCUGCAUGGCAGUCACCUGCUGCAUGCGCAAGUCUAUCCGCGAGAAGCACGGCAUUGAGGGCUCCGUGGGUAAAGAUAUACUGACAACCCUCUGCUGCUACGGUUGUGUGUGGUGCCAGAUGUCCAGGGAGUUGAAGAACCGGGCUUAAGAACCACCAUGCCAAUCCACCAUCUCUACAAGAAGAGAUAAAGAGAAAUGGCCGCACUCAUACCGUAUGACUGCACGCACGCAACUCAGACCUUAACAUUUUUCUGAAAUUUUUAUUCUUACCUUCAUUAUCUCAGCAGAUUACAAGGAGCGUCUUUCACACCUCAACAAUAAUAUUCUUUGGUCCAAAGGGUGUCCCGGAAGGAACAUUUUGGUAACCAAAUCAAUCAGUAUCAGAGGGCUACUAGAUACACAAAUCCUGCCACACAGAAGUCAUACACUCAAAAGUUAUCUGCUUUAUUAUUACACUUAAUUUACUUUUAUUUACUUUGAUGUUUACUUUUUAACAAAAUAUCAACAAAAAUAACCCCACAAU